GAGUCGCCCCAGGCUGUGGCUGUGGCCGCCGCCUAGUGUUUUCACGCUCCUCCCUUUCCUCCUCCUCUUUCUCCUCCUCCGAGUUCCAGUCAGGCCGACCUGCUCCGCUCGCGGGCAGAAAACUAAGACCUAACUUGCUACCUUGUCUGGAGUCACAUGGUGACUCUGCAGCUUGAUGGACAACAACAACCCUUUUCAACCAAAAAAUAAUCCCAAAAUGGCAGAACUGUUCAUGGAAUGUGAAGAAGAAGAGCUGGAACCAUGGCAGAAGAAAGUAGAAGGAAUUCAGGAUGAAGAUGAUGAUGAGCUGAUCUUUGUUGGAGAGAUACAAAGUUCAAAACCAGCCAUUUCAAAUAUUUUGAACAGAGGUAAUCCCAGCUCAUCUUCAAAGGAAAUAGAGAUUGAGACAAUCAGUCAUGAUGUUACUGAUGAUUUCACGCCUACAAGUGAACACUACAAAGACCCGACAUCAGAUCCAGUGGCUGCCUUGCCUAGAUUUCAUCCUGAAUCUAAAUCUUCACGUAGCCCUGCUAUUGUUCAGGACAUGUCUAAACCUGAUUUUACAAAGAAUUCAUCACAAGAUGAAUUGGAUUAUUCUUCAGAUUCAGUGUUCGACUUGAUCCAGGUUACAAUACCACUAUCCCAAGAUGGAUCAACAGCUUAUAUAGAAGGUGUGGAUGAAACUCCGCCUAUAAUAGAACGUUCUUCUGUUUCUAAAGUAGACACUGUUACUCCAAAAAAGCCAAAGACCAGCGAAAGAGUUUCUGACAUAAAUCCUUGUGCUUCAUUGUCUUUAACUAACUCUCCUUCAGUGACAUCCUCCCAUGUCUUGCUAUCAAAAGGUACAAAUACCUCACCAAGUCUCCAUAAAACUCGACCACCUUUUCUAAGAUCUUGUCCAAAGUGCAAUGUUCAGUUCAGUCUUUUGGAUCCUUUGAAAUAUCACAUGAAGCGUUGUUGUCCAGACAUGGUAAAUGCAUUUUUGGAAAUGAGUAAGGUAGAACUUUCCAGUACUGAAGAUAAAAAUGAGACUGGUGCAGAGAAAGGGAAAUUGGUUAUGUUAGUUAGUGACUUUUACUAUGGAAGACAUGAAGGAGCUGUUGAUGUGGAACAGAAGACUUAUACAACAUUUAAAUGCUUCAGUUGCUUGAAAGUUCUUAAAAAUAAUAUUAGGUUUAUGAACCACAUGAAACAUCAUUUGGAACUUGAGAAACAGAACACUGAGAGCUGGGAAAACCACACCACCUGCCAGCACUGCUACCGUCAGUAUCCCACACCAUUCCAGCUGCAGUGUCACAUUGAGAGCACACACACUCCCCAUGAGUUUUCUACUAUUUGUAAAAUCUGUGAAUUAUCAUUUGAAACAGAACAGACUCUUUUACAACAUAUGAAGGACACUCAUAAACCCGGUGAAAUGCCAUAUGUUUGCCAGGUUUGCCAGUUUAGAUCAUCAACAUUUUCUGAUGUAGAAACUCAUUUUAGAGCAUCCCAUGAAAAUACUAAGAACUUGCUGUGUCCAUUUUGCCUCAAAGUUAGUAGAAUGGCAACCCCCUACAUGAAUCAUUACAUGAAGCAUCAGAAGAAAGGAGUUUAUCGUUGUACAAAAUGCAGACUACAAUUUUUGACCUACAAAGAGAAACUGGAUCACAAGACCCAGCAUCGGACAUUUAUAAAGCCUAAAGAGCUAGAAGGAUUGCCUCCUGGUACAAAAGUUACUAUUCGAGCUUCAGUUGGACCUCCUCAUUCAGGGUCAUCAACUACAUCUUCCAAGGAUACUCCAAGCACUUCUCUUCAGGUCUCACCUCCAAGGUCUACAAGUACAACUGCUGAAAAUCCUACAAGAGCUAAUGAAAGUAAAUAUAAGACAAGAAAGCCUUGUGCAGCUACGUCCACUGCAAGUAAGCAAGGUGGAGGUGCAUUUGAAUAUAAAGCAAAAACCUAUUACAAGCAAAAGCAAGAGCGCAACAGGAAGAAUAAAAUCAGCAUAGCUUUGAAGAACUUAAGGUGUCUUCAGGGAGUUCACAAGUGCAUUGAGUGUCGUUCCGGAAUAAAAGAUUUUGCAAGCCACUUUUCAAUGUAUAUGCACUGUAAUUUUUGCAGAUACAAAACAAACUGUAACAAAGCCUUUGUAAAUCAUAUGGUGAGCUCUCAUAGCGACCAGCCAACUAAACGGUUUUAUAUUUUUAAGAAGCAUUCUGGAACUCUCAGGGGCAUUACUCUGGUGUGCCUUAAAUGUAAUUUCCUAACUGAUUCUUCUGGUUUAGAUCUUAUGGCUAAACACUUAAGUCAACGUAAAACUCAUACUUGCCAAGUUAUAGUAGAGAAUGUUCCUGAAAGUAUCUCAGCUUCUGGACCCACUUCUGCAUGCAGAAGCAACACAGAAAUUUCAAAAAAAGUCCAGGGUACUCCUGGUCAGUGUCCCCCUUCGAUGGACACAUCUGAUGCCUGUUCUCUCUUUCCAAGGAAUGUGAAUUGUUUGACUGUGAGACCUCCUCUAGGUUGUGGCCUUAAGAAAUCAGAUCUUAGGGAGAGUCCGUUCCUUCAUGCCUGGCCUCCCAUAAGACUGAUGCUAAUGUGGCCAGAGAUGACCUCAAGGCCCACCAAAUUGAGCACAACUUCCCACUGGGGGCUUUGGUUCUUGAUCUUAAGCUUAUGGGUCGAUUCUGACCAAGAAAAAGCCUAUCAAAUCAAUGCUUCAACAUCCAAGUUGAAGUUUAAUCAUUUUGGCUGCUGCCCUUUAAUCUUUCUCUAGCAUGCAUGCAGUCCAAGGAAUAUAAAAACUGGUUAUGUAGGGAACCAAGGUUACUUUCAUGUUCUUGGAAAACAAAUUUCUAAAACAGUUCUAAAAUUAGUUAUUUUUACUGUCAUUUAAAGUUUUAUCCAGUGUUAAACCCUAGGAGUUUUCAGCAAUACUAAUAUUCAAUUUUUUUUUAAGUCUAAUUUAAUUUUGUUGUCUUGGUUUUAUGUUGUCUUCACCAAAUUUAUUAACGUCCAUUUUGUUAUGUCCUCUUUUAUUUCUUGUCUUUUAAACUUGUUUUGUGUUUGUUUUGUUUCAUUAAUAACUCCCCAAAAAGUCCUUACAAUUCUCCAAGAUUUUAUGUAGCUACCUAUUGGUAGCUUCUUAAUUUGGUAAUUGUUCAGACCCUUAGACAUUAUUAUAUCCUCUGUCUAUCUUGGGACUAUCAUUAACAUUAUCUUAGUGAUUGUGAGGUCAAAGACAUAAAGAAUUGGCAAAAAACACUUCCUACAGACCUUAAAACAAAUUUUAGAGUUACAUUUUCUGUACAUCUAACACAUAAUGUCUUCUUAGCCAUUAAUGUAAUUCCUUUGGAUAAAGAUAAUAUAUCCAGAAAAUAUUGGGACCAAAAACUGCACUUGUUUCUUGCCCAUAUAUAUAUAGAUGUAUAUUUUUUUUUUAUUUGGUGUUUGUUUAUUUUGGUUACAUUGAAUAUAGA
Balaenoptera musculus (blue whale) is the source of this 3455-nucleotide messenger RNA. RefSeq names its product zinc finger protein 280C (gene ZNF280C). Lineage: Eukaryota; Metazoa; Chordata; Mammalia; Artiodactyla; Balaenopteridae. Bases 176 to 2752 code for a protein of 858 amino acids. The transcript has 20 exons. The record is from RefSeq and is a predicted model, not a curated record. Gene Ontology annotation, molecular function: RNA polymerase II cis-regulatory region sequence-specific DNA binding; DNA-binding transcription factor activity, RNA polymerase II-specific. Gene Ontology annotation, biological process: regulation of DNA-templated transcription.